AUGUUACUUACGAUAAUUUUAUUGAUUAUUUUAACAGCUUCAGUUUUUAUCACUUGUAAAGGUUCAAGAAAUGCGAAACCGUCGAAAAGUGAGGAUUCUGUUAGGUGAGUAUUAAAAAUAAAAUAAAAAACUAUCUUUGUUGCUAAAUUUAAAAAUUCAAAAAUUGCUCACAAUGAGGAUAACUACGACACUCCGUGUUUACAUCCGUUUUUGGCGCGAAAACUUUGAAAUUUGAAUAUUCGAAAUAUUUUUAGGGUCGACAUGGAUAAAAACAGUAGUCAUAUCGAAAAAGAUGAGCAUGCGAAUUCCUGGUUGAUUUCUGAAAAUCUCGAAAAAACUGCAGAACCACUCUCACCUAUCGCUCAUUCAAAAUCGGUUCAAAAUUCACCGCCUGAAUUAGAAUUAGCUCAAACACAAGAAGAUGAUACAAUUGGAGGAGGAAAAACAUUGAAACGUUUGACAAAAUCAAAAAGAAGUAAUCGAUCUAGAAAAGCGAAAAAUGAGAAAAAGCGGAAAAAUGAAAAUGGAAUAAGUUUGGAUGGAACACAGGAAAUUGUUGAAAAUUGUGAGAUAAAUGAGGAUGAUGAUGAUACAUUUCAAGAUGCGCCAUCUUUGAAAAUGAAUAAAAGUGGAUUGAGUUUGGAUUUGGGAUCAGAAAAAGAAAUGGAAAAAGCAAAAGAAGGAAAGGGAACGAAGGUGAAGAAAUCAGUGAGAGCGAAAAAAUUGGACAAAAAAUGAAUAAAUGUUUUUGGUUUUUUUUAAGGUAUUUGAAUCGAUGAUACGAUCCAAUUUUAAAAAUGUUCACUUCCGAAAAAAUUCAGUUUUUCAUUAUCCAAUUAAAAAGCGUUGCGUGACCUGGAAAAAAUUCCCCAUAAAUAUUUCCGAAUUGAGAAAAAAAAUUCAGUUUGGAAAAUAAAUUAGGAAAAUCAGAUUGUACAAACAUAUUUAACAAUGAGGUGAGUUUUAGAGAAUUGGUUUUUUAGAUAAAAAAUUUGGGCAAUUUCAUUAUCCUAAACUUUCCAAAAAACAAUCCAUACAAUUUUUUAAGUUCAACCGAAAAGAAUACGCAAUAUUUGGCAGUUUCCGUCAAAGAAAAUCGUGCCAAACCGCCAUCAAAAUUUGUAAAAUAUGCAACAAUGGUUAGUAUUCCAGCUGGUGUUGCUCUUAUAAUGGGAAUUUUUAUGUUUCUUCUUGUUGUAACCGAACCUGAACCUGCGAAAAUUCCACCAUCACCACCAACUCCACCAAAAAUAACAACAAAAUCACUGCCAAUAACAACAGGAUCUACAGAAUCAGUAACUGUUACAACAGUUCAAAAAACAACAACAACAGGGAAAUUGACAACUGAAGCAACUACUGUAGAAUCUACAACUGCGAAACCAGCAACUACAGUAUCUACUACAGAAUUGACAACUCAAACAUCAAUUGAAACAACAGUUUCAGGUCCAUCUACCACUAUAGCUCCUAUUUUGCUUCAGCCUGCAUAG
This is a messenger RNA of Caenorhabditis angaria, 1487 nucleotides long. NCBI's taxonomy places the organism in Eukaryota, Metazoa, Nematoda, Chromadorea, Rhabditida, Rhabditidae. The record is from the annotation of a GenBank genome assembly.